Molecule: messenger RNA, 2142 nt
Organism: Monopterus albus (swamp eel)
Lineage: Eukaryota; Metazoa; Chordata; Actinopteri; Synbranchiformes; Synbranchidae
Exons: 7
Coding region: 232-1191 (319 amino acids)
Source: RefSeq, a predicted model, not a curated record
GACAGGACGUAAACGCACCAGGAGUUCCUCCAUGGAAACGCCCUGUUGACAACGAUCCCUGCUGAAAACAGUGGUGCGGAAUAUGUACAUUGCAAACGUAUGGUCUUAAUAAUUUGCCUAAAGUGUUUGUAGAAUAUGUCGAAAAACAAUUCUCGACUAUUAAUUAAUAGCCUUAAUAUCGCGCGCUAAAUUCUUCGCGACCCUGGAUCUUUGCAUUUUCACUUGCAGCAAAUGAUGAUCGUGUUGUUGUUGUUGCUUGGUGCCUCUCUUUGUGUGGGCAAGCCUAAUGACAGUUAUGAUGUGGUGGAGUAUGGGAGCGCACACAGGGUGUUUCUGCACCGAAGCACUCACUUCAUUGAGUUCAUACCUCAGUACAGGUCAGAUGUGAUAAUGUUGUGGAAUCGGGACAACCAUUCAGCCAGUGCCGACAGUAGAUGGAAGGUGAUGGGUAACUACUAUGUGAUAAAUAAUAUAACCCAGAGAGACAAUGGCCGCUACAUAAUGAGAGACCAGGCUCAGCGCAUGCUGUCUACAAAGACUAUUGAUGUAAUAGCAAGAAAAAUGUUCUACGAACUGAGGCCUGGCCUACAACUCAACUUUACUUAUGAUCUGGAGCCGAGGUCCUGCAACAUUUACUUCUUCCCAAAAAGUAACACUGGACUGAGGGGCUUGAAGCAAGAACUGGUUCGUCGUGGCAGGCUGCAGAAGGACAUGAAUCAUGCUGAAUGUGAAGGUUUCGAUCUGUUAAAGCCGUGUGGGCUUGUAAAUAAGGACGUCCAGAUGGAAUGCAGUGGGCACUUUGAGGUCAGAGAUCAGAACGACGACAAGGCCGUAGAGGUGGAACUGCAAAUGGAGUUCCAUUCGAAGACUGUUCAUUAUGAUCCACUUUACCUUGGUGUUGGCAUUGGUGCUGUCAUACUUCUCAUCUGUUGUUGCGUGACGCGUUGCUGCUGUAAGAAGAGCUUUUCUAAAAAGCAGACCGCCGCUCAGUCGUCCCUGCAUCAACAUGAGUUUAACACAGAUCCUGCUGGACAGAGGACACACCAACACAGUCAGCCCUAUGGGGCACACUACCCCGCUCAGCCUUUUUAUUCUCCGACUGGCCCGCUGAUACACAGUCCUCCUGCUAUGAAUGUGCUGCCUGCUCAUUCUGAGUUUGAGUAUCACAUUUGCCAUGAUGUGGCCACUUAACACCCCCCCCCCCCCAUUAUUGUUAUCACUCCAUUUGGUUUUAAGUACUUUUGUCUUUAUGUAACAGGAAAAGCUUGUCAAAAGUGAUUAAAGUGAUUUUUCUUCCAACUCUAAAACAAGUCCCUGUUUUUGUUUCACACCAUUAGCACAAGCUUUCCUUCAACCUGUAAAGCGAUCCAUGAAUUUCCUGUGCUAGCUCACUGAACAACACACAGAGCUGACUGCUGAUAAAACAGUCUUACCAUAAGGUCUGUUUGGUGGGUGUUCUGAGGAGCGUGAACAUAUCCAGAUGUGGAAAGACUUUUCUGAGCACUUAAGACUUCUUGUCCAUGUUGGCUCAAGAUAGAAAGUUCACUUUACCAUUUCUGCAUUCAGCUAUUCAUACUGAGUAACCAAUUGAAUGCCAUUUGAUGUCAUCCAUCACAACAGCCUUGCCCUGUGCAGCUUACCAGGUUACAGUUUGUGUUGCCACCAUGCCAGCAGGGUGUUGAUUUAAAUGGAAAUUUCCACUAAUCAUCAGUGUUGGUGUUGGAUUGCAAAGCUGGAUAUUUGACGGGCUGGAGGUACUGUGUGAAAAAACCCUUCUCUGUAAAAUCCAGCACUACUACCUAGUGUUGAAAAUGACUUGGAGCCACUUCUCUUUGAAACAGAUAUCAACAAAAAGUGAAAACUGUAAUCUUCCCAAAGGUCAUUUGUUCAAACUGGUCAGUCAAUGUAUAUGGUUUGUUCAGUUAAUAUGGUGAUUUCUUAUAUUAAUUGUUAUACUAAUGACACAAAAAUGAUUUAUGCAUAUGUAUCAACAUGCCUGUGUUAAUCAUUUAACAUGAAUAUUCUCCAUUUGGCACCUUGUUCAACAACAGCAGCAGCUACUGUCCUUAUUUUUUACUUUAAAUAGAUUUACAUCGACGUGAGAGCCUGAUUGUGAUACUCCGGUACUCACUGACAGAUCAG